Messenger RNA from Laccaria bicolor S238N-H82, 609 nucleotides. RefSeq lists its product as uncharacterized. Gene Ontology annotation, cellular component: nucleus. The transcript is spliced from 4 exons. NCBI's taxonomy places the organism in Eukaryota, Fungi, Basidiomycota, Agaricomycetes, Agaricales, Hydnangiaceae. Gene Ontology annotation, molecular function: zinc ion binding; DNA-binding transcription factor activity, RNA polymerase II-specific. Gene Ontology annotation, biological process: regulation of DNA-templated transcription. The coding region runs from base 1 to 609 and encodes 202 amino acids. The record is from RefSeq and is a predicted model, not a curated record.
AUGGCCUCCGAGUCCUCGCUGUCGGGUCAUGCAGCCAAUCUUGCCAACCAGUUUACACCACCGCAAAUUCGGUCACGUAUCACCAUCGUAUGCGCAGAAUGCAAGCGUCUCAAGCUAAAAUGCGACAGGAAGACUCCUUGCGGGAGUUGCGCAAAACGCGGCACCAUAGUGAGGUGUAUCUAUGCACCCGAAGCUGUGGAGAAGAUCGAUCUUCAUUCACUUCAUAAUCGUAUAUCUUCACUGAACGAUCGCCUCGUUCUAGUCGAGUCAACGCUCGCGAAAAUGAACGCAGCACCGCCUGCAUUCCAGUCGCCCUCACAGUCAUCAAUAACAGCGUACACUGGCACCCCGUCGACUGACUCCGUUCCACUCUUUGCGGAUGAUGUAUCUAUGCGGCUGGACCCCUUGAUAAGUGGGUAUCGCAGCUCACUGCGCCCUACACCCAUGUGCCACCUCCGCCCAAGCCGACUUCAGACGUCUUCGAAUUUCAAACGACGCCACCCCCUUCUGAGAUUGAACCGUAUCCCUAUCCCUCGAAGAAGAUGCAAUUGGAUUGGCAUACAUCUCAAAAAGAUGGGACACAGAUGCAGCCAACGCAAACAUCUGUAG